Drosophila kikkawai is the source of this 2399-nucleotide messenger RNA. It is a transcript of the gene croc, whose product is annotated as forkhead box protein crocodile. The record is from RefSeq and is a predicted model, not a curated record. Gene Ontology annotation, biological process: regulation of transcription by RNA polymerase II; cell differentiation; anatomical structure morphogenesis. Lineage: Eukaryota; Metazoa; Arthropoda; Insecta; Diptera; Drosophilidae. Gene Ontology annotation, molecular function: DNA-binding transcription factor activity, RNA polymerase II-specific; RNA polymerase II cis-regulatory region sequence-specific DNA binding.
UACUCCGGACGGUUCUGCGCUCGCUCUGCGCUGUGAUCUCUAGCCCCCCGAUAUCCAGAAACACAAAUAUAAAUAUAUACACAUAUAUAUCUCCGAGAUAUAUCCCGCCGUACUUAUGUGCCCGACUUGUUUAAGCAAAUAUUAUCAGAAGCAAUUGUAGUUGAGAGCUUUGCUAAAGUGAAAAUAAAGAAACGAGAACAACCAGUUAACCAGGAGCAGCUGCAGGUUCCGCCGGAACCGGAGGAGCAUCCACCACAACAACAUCAUCGCCAUCAUGCACACGCUUUUCAGUGACCAGAACUCCUUCACCCGCCAUUAUGCCCAGACCGCUGCCGGUUAUGGUUCCGCCUCGGCGGUGGCAGCGGCCAGCAGUGCUUCUGCAGCGGCGGCGGCACAUUACGCAUACGACCAGUACUCCCGGUAUCCGUACUCGGCCAGUGCCUACGGCCUGGGUGCUCCGCAUCAGAACAAGGAGAUCGUAAAGCCGCCGUACUCGUACAUAGCCCUCAUCGCCAUGGCCAUCCAGAAUGCGGCGGACAAGAAGGUGACGCUGAACGGGAUCUAUCAGUAUAUUAUGGAGCGAUUCCCCUACUACAGGGACAACAAGCAGGGCUGGCAGAACUCCAUCCGGCACAAUCUGUCGCUCAACGAGUGCUUCGUGAAGGUGGCGCGGGACGACAAGAAGCCCGGCAAGGGUUCCUACUGGACUCUGGAUCCCGACUCGUACAACAUGUUCGACAAUGGUUCCUUUUUGCGAAGGCGCCGACGCUUUAAGAAGAAGGAUGUGAUGCGGGAGAAGGAGGAGGCCAUCAAGCGGCAGGCCAUGAUGAACGAGAAGCUGGCCGAGAUGAAGCCUCUGAAGCUGAUGACCAAUGGUAUUCUGGAGGCCAAGCACAUGGCCGCCCAUGCGGCUCACUUCAAGAAGGAGCCCUUGAUGGAUUUGGGCUGCCUGAGCAGCAAAGAUGUCUCGCAUGCCGCCAUGCUCAACUCCUGCCACGACAGUUUGGCGCAGAUGAAUCACUUGGCCGCCGCCGGCGGGGGUGUGGAGCAUGCCGGCUUUACGGUGGACUCCCUGAUGAAUGUGUACAACCCGCGUAUCCAUCACAGCGCCUAUCCCUACCACUUGAAUGAUGACAAUUUGGCCACCAGCCAGAUGCAUCAUGCUCAUCAUGCCGCCGCCGCCCAUCAUGCCCAGCAGCUGCAGCGCCAUGUGGCGCAUGUUUCGCAUCCCUUGACCCCCGGCGGCCAUGGUGGUGGAGGCAUCCAAUCGUCGGGUCACUCGCCCACUACCAUAGCCACGCCCCAUGGCCCAGCGCAUGGGGGCUGGUACACCCCGGAGACACCGCCAUCGGAGCCUAUUUCCCAGAAUAACAACCAGCAGGGAACGCCCACUCAUCCGGGACAUGGGAAUAGCAACAACAACAACAACAACAGCAACAGUGUCCUCAACAACAAUGGGGGAGGAGGAGGCGGUGGCUCCCAACUAACCAGCAGUCCCACCUCGGCUUUAGGCUUUCGGGAUAUGAUCUUCGAGCAGAAUCAAUCCUGCCAACUGGAUCAGGGCAGUCCCACCGGCAGCCUACAGUCCGCCAGUCCACCGGCACCGGCCAGCGUGGCAGCAGCUUCGGCAGCAGCCGCGGCAGCGGUGAUCAGUAGCCACCAUCAUCAUCAUCAUCACCAUGCGGCGCUCAGCGGGAACCUGGGUCAGCUGGGGCAACUGAGCAAUCUCAGUCACUACCGGCCGCAUGUGGGUCACUACCAGGAGUACGGCAUCAAGUAUGGUGUCUAGGAGGGAUUCAGCGAGGAGUCGCCCCCAGGGGGAUUCCCACUGACCACCACCCACCAUCACCACCAGCUGGGCUCACUUGUAUAUUCGUGUAAAUAUAUACCCAAGAACGAACCACAGCUCUAGAUUGUAGAUUGUAUCUUUGUAUCUCAGAACGAAUUUAAGCUGCUUUUCUGUUGUUUCCAGCCAGGGGAAACAGAGUUAAGGGGGGAGUAGGGAGAGCUCUUGAGCUUUUUCCUCAUAAAAAAGUAUUGAUUUGAGCUUCACAUCCCUAUCCCUUAGCUCUUAAAACCCUGGACUAUCACCCCCUUUUAUCGUAUACGAAGCAAGUUUUAGUUGUUAAGAACCGCAUAAUUGUAUUAACUGUAUUUGUAAUUGUAGAACUUAAAUUGUUAUCGCGUUUAGGCUUAGUCCCAAUUGUCUGCUAUGCAAUUUGUGAUGAGGUUUUGCUACACAGAUUUAUAUAUAUAUUAAUAUAUAUAUAUGAACAUUAAACUAGCGCAUUUUGUCAAUAACUAAACUAUUGCAAACUACAACUAGCCUAGCCCACGUAAGCAAUAAUAAAUUAUACAACUAAAUCGUAGCUAUAAUAUAAUUAUUAUCAAAAACUAGU